This is a messenger RNA of Procambarus clarkii (red swamp crayfish), 693 nucleotides long. RefSeq lists its product as uncharacterized. The record is from RefSeq and is a predicted model, not a curated record. NCBI's taxonomy places the organism in Eukaryota, Metazoa, Arthropoda, Malacostraca, Decapoda, Cambaridae.
AUGUGGAGGAUCCGGGCGCAGAAAACCCGGGCCCGCACAGAAAAACCCCGGGCCCCCACGCAGAAAAACCCGGGCCCCCACGCAGAAAAACCCGGGCCCCCACGCAGAAAAACCCGGGCCCCCACGCAGAAAAACCCGGGCCCCCACGCAGAAAAACCCCGGGCCCCCACGCAGAAAAACCCCGGGCCCCCACGCAGAAAAACCCCGGGCUCACGCAGAAAAAUCCGGGCCCCACGCAGAAAAACCCAGGCCCCCACGCAGAAAAACCCCGGGCCCCCACGCAGAAAAACCCAGGCCCCCACGCAGAAAAACCCGGGCCCCCACGCAGAAAAACCCGGGCCCCCACGCAGAAAAACCCGGGCCCCCACGCAGAAAAACCCCGGGCCCCCACGCAGAAAAACCCCGGGCCCCCACGCAGAAAAACCCCGGGCCCCCACGCAGAAAAACCCCGGGCCCCACGCAGAAAAACCCGGCCCCCCACGCAGAAAAACCCGGGCCCCCACGCAGAAAAACCCGGGCCCCCACGCAGAAAAACCCCGGGCCCCCACGCAGAAAAACCCCGGGCCCCCACGCAGAAAAACCCGGGCCCCCACGCAGAAAACCCCGGGCCCCCACGCAGAAAAACCCGGGCCCCCACGCAGAAAAACCCGGGCCCCCACGCAGAAAAACCCCGGGCCCCCACGCAGAAAAUGA